This is a messenger RNA of Quercus robur (English oak), 2058 nucleotides long. RefSeq lists its product as uncharacterized. Bases 1 to 2058 code for a protein of 685 amino acids. The transcript has 4 exons. The record is from RefSeq and is a predicted model, not a curated record. Lineage: Eukaryota; Viridiplantae; Streptophyta; Magnoliopsida; Fagales; Fagaceae. Gene Ontology annotation, molecular function: protein dimerization activity; DNA binding.
AUGGCUCAUCAUAGUUUAGGGGAUCCCGCAUGGGCUUAUGCCCGUGCAGGUGCUUCCUCUGCUUCUGUGGCCUCUGCCCCUGCAAGAUCAGAUGAUCCCGCAUGGGCUCAUGCUCGUGCAGUGCCUAAUGCAAAAAAUAACACUAUAUGUUUGCAUUGUAAUAAGUUGAUUAAAGGGGGUGGUAUUACUAGACUUAAGUAUCAUCUUGCUGGGAUUAGAGAAAUUGGGAACCCAUAUGAUGUUGAUGAGGAGGAGGAGGAGGAGGAGGAGGAUGAGGUUAGGGUUGUUGAAAAGAGUCCCCCUCAAACAUUAGGUAAACGAAAAUCUAGGGGAAAGGAUGUUGACAAUGAUAUGGGUCAAAUAAGAGGAAAGAAGAAAAUUAAGAGUUAUUUUGCUCCUAGAACAACCCCCGGUGCUCAACCCUCUAUAAGAAGUGCUUUGGCUACAAAAGCAAUGAUUGAUAAUGCAAAAAUGAAUGUGGCAAGAUGGUGGUAUCAUUCUAAUGUACCCUUUUAUGCAUCUCAGUCACCCUAUUAUCAACCUAUGAUUGAUUCCAUUGCUGCUAUUGGGUCGGGAUUUAAGGGGCCUUCUUUUUAUGAGUUGAGGGGACCCCUUUUGAAAAAUGCUGUCCAUGAAGUUAUUGAUUUUUUGUUAGAUAUAAAAAAUGAUUGGAAAGUAUAUGGCUGUUCACUGAUGUCUGAUGGGUGGACAAAUCAAAAGCAACAACCAAUAAUGAAUUUUUUGGUGUAUUGUCCAAGGGGAGCCAUAUUCUUGAAAUCUAUUGACACUUCAGGCCUUACAAAGGAUGCUGAAACUUUGUUUAAUAUAUUUGAUUCUGUUGUUCAAGAAAUUGGUGUGGAAUAUAUUGUGCAAUUGAUUACAGAUAAUGCUUCUGCCUAUAAGAAAGCUGGAAAAAAAUUACAGCAGAAGUAUGGUACUUUAUUUUGGUUUCCUUGUGCAGCUCAUUGCAUAGACUUGAUGUUGGAGAAUAUUGCUAAUCCUAGGUGGUUCCCUCUUAUUGAUGAAGCAAUUAAGAAGGAAAAAAAGAUAACAAAGUUCAUUUACAACCAUGGAGUUGUUUUAGACUUGAUGAGGCAAGAUUUUACAAAUGGAAGAGAGUUAUGUCGUCCUGCAAUUACAAGGUUUGCCACUAACUUCUUAAGUCUACAAAGCAUGCUAAGGUUCAAAAAAGAGCUUAGACAAAUGUUCACUUGUGAUAAAUGGCUUUCAUGCCCCCAUGCUAAGACUGCCGUUGGGAAGGAGAUAAGUAAAAUUGUUUUGGAAGAUUAUGCGUUUUGGUCUCAAUGCAAGCACAUAGUGAAAGUUAGUGAGCCUUUAGUUAGAGUACUUCGUCUUGUUGAUGGGGAUGAGAAACCUGCUAUGGGGUACUUGUAUGAAGUAAUAGACAAAGCAAAAGAGGAAAUAAAAAGAAGGUUGAAGAACAAAGUUUCUUUGUAUGGACAUUAUGUUAGAGUUAUUGAUACUAGAUGGGAAAAACAACUUCAUAGUCCUCUGCAUGCAGCAGGUUGCUUUCUUAACCCUGCAAUAUACUUUAGGCCUUCAUUUAAAAGGCAAAAUGAAGUUCAAAGAGGGUUGCUAAGCACUCUAAUGAGUGCAACUGGUUGUGAGAGAAAUUUGAGCACAUUUGAAUAUGUUCACUCAAAGAAGAGAAAUAGAUUGGAACAUAAACGAGUAAAUGAUUUGGUCUUUGUCCAUUAUAAUUUGAGGCUUCGAGAAAGGAACAUUCAAAGGAAUAAGUAUGGAAUGGAUCCUAUAAGCUUGGAUAACAUUGACUUGAUGGGAGAUUGGGUGGCUGAAGAACCUGCACUUCUUAAUCCAGAUGACAUAAAUUGGGAUUGUCUUAAUGAACUAGCAACCCUAGUGAAUGUGGAAGAGGAUGCUGAACUUGAAACUAUUGAUGUUGAUGACGAUGAUGAUGAUGACAACAACAAUGAACAUGUCUUGACAAAUCUUCCAAUGGGUGCUAGUAGUUCUUAUGGGAGUUCUUUUGAUGAUGAGUUUGAUCCUUUUUUCAUGGAUGAUGAUGAGGAGGAGUAG